UAACGCCGGAAUUUCAACUCCAAUUCACUUGACUGACUUCAUUGCUUUCUCUUCUUGGUCCGAGUUUUACUUUACAGAGUAGAUUACGGAUACAUAUAGUCCAUGCGCCUUCCAAGUCUUGACACUGAGGUGUGACUUGAACCUCAAACUCCGGAAGAUUAUUCUCUCUCAAGUCGCCCCUGUCACUGCACAUUAUCUGAAGUGCUCCCAAACUACUCGUCCUAGUUUAAUUACGAGACGGUGUUAAAUCCUUCUUCACAAUGAACGCACCAGACCGCUUCGAGCUCUUCCUCCUCGGCCCCGGGGAGAAGAAGAUCGAUGAGCGUCCCGUUGCCGCCAUGGCCAACACUUCGGACUUCCUCAUCAAGAAGGAGGACCAUACCUUGGGCAAUCUCCUCGCUGAGCAUCUCAAGAUGCAUCCUCAGGUUCUGAUGGCUGGCUACAAGGUCUCGCAUCCCAACGUCCCGGAGAUGUUCGUCCGCGUCCAGACCAACGGGGAAAUCACUCCCAAGGAAGCCGUCGUUAGCGUCCUCAAGGACUUGCUGAAGAUGUUCUCCAACCUCUCGCAGGAGUUCAUUCGAGAAUUUGAACUCCGUCGCGUCGUUGAGGCUCGUCGCAAUGAUGACGCCAACCCUGGCCAGGGCUAGUCUCUCCUUUGUUUUCCGGCCGUUGCAUUCUCCCCCUUGGGUACCUGGUAUACGGACAACUUUACACGGCGUUCGGGGUGUUCAGUGGCCUGGCAAGGCCGCGAGGGAACAUGUGCAUCUUUGCUACUUCAUUGCUUCGUCGGAGACUGUGCUUCUUAUAAGUCAGAGAGAAAGUCCGGAACUUCAGCUGUGACCUCAGGGACGUAGCAUGGCAUGAAAUUUACAUCAAGCUCCCGCAUGGAUUCUCUGGAACGUUUGGCGUGGUCAUAAUCAUAAAAUAGCCUGCCUGAGUCUUAACCUCAUGUCGGACGCCCCCCGAAGCACGCCCUGACGGACCAUAGAAGCCUACAUGUCAGAAACAUGAUACGGCGAUCGGCUUGAGAUACCUUCGACCGAUAGUUACCAAGGUCUCUGAAGCCGCCAUCAUACCCACCGAUUACUCGAAAAGAAUCUUGUUUCUCAAGAAACCGGCC
This is a messenger RNA of Sodiomyces alkalinus F11, 1120 nucleotides long. Its product is annotated as RBP11-like subunits of RNA polymerase. Gene Ontology annotation, cellular component: RNA polymerase II, core complex. The transcript has 5 exons. Gene Ontology annotation, molecular function: DNA binding; protein dimerization activity. NCBI's taxonomy places the organism in Eukaryota, Fungi, Ascomycota, Sordariomycetes, Glomerellales, Plectosphaerellaceae. The coding region runs from base 261 to 647 and encodes 128 amino acids. The record is from RefSeq and is a predicted model, not a curated record. Gene Ontology annotation, biological process: transcription by RNA polymerase II.